AUGACUUCUUCCAGUCCCGACCAGCGGCUGGAUCAUCUCCUGAGCGCCGUGGAGAGCGAAUUUCAAAAGGGCAGCGAGAAAGGCGACGCGUCCGAGCGGGAUAUUAAACUUUCCCUGGAGGAUGCGGAAUUGUGGACCAAAUUUAAAGAGCUCACCAAUGAAAUGAUUGUCACCAAAACUGGAAGACGAAUGUUCCCCGUGCUCAGAGCCAGUGUCACCGGUCUGGACCCGAACGCAAUGUACUCGGUCCUGCUGGACUUUGUGGCCGCAGAUAAUAACCGGUGGAAAUACGUGAACGGCGAAUGGGUUCCGGGCGGGAAACCCGAACCUCAGAGCCCGAGCUGCGUCUACAUUCACCCAGACUCACCCAACUUCGGCGCGCACUGGAUGAAAGCGCCCGUCUCCUUCAGCAAAGUCAAACUCUCCAACAAACUCAAUGGGGGAGGACAGAUUAUGCUGAACUCUUUGCACAAAUAUGAACCCAGGAUUCACAUCGUGAAAGUCGGAGGGAUUCAGAAAAUGAUCAGCAGUCAGUCUUUUCCUGAGACCCAAUUUAUUGCAGUCACAGCUUAUCAGAAUGAAGAGAUCACAGCUCUGAAGAUCAAGCACAACCCCUUUGCCAAAGCUUUCCUGGAUGCCAAAGAGAGAAGUGACCACAAGGACAUCCCAGACCACAGCACUGACAAUCAGCAAUCUGGAUACUCACAACUUGGUGGCUGGUUUUUACCCAGUAAUGGCCCUAUGGGCCCCAGCAGCAGCCCUCCUCAGUUCAGUGGGGCCCCUGUGCACACCUCUGGGUCCUACUGCGAGCGAUACUCCAGCCUAAGGAAUCACAGAGCUGCUCCCUACCCAGGCCAUUACCCACACCGCAGCACUACAACCAAUAACUACAUGGACAACUCUUCAGGAAGUCUUGCUUCACAUGAUAGCUGGUCAGCUUUGCAGAUACCCAACUCUAGUGGGAUAGGCACCCUGGCCCACACCACCAACACUACCUCCAACACCAGCCAGUACCCAAGUUUGUGGUCUGUGGCCGGUACGACCCUCGCCCCUUCUGGUUCAGCAUCAGGGUCCAUCACAGGUGGCCUGACGUCUCAGUUCCUGCGUGGUUCCUCUGUGUCCUACUCUGGGCUGACCUCCUCUCUGCCCGUGUCCUCUCCCUCCUCCAUGUACGAUCCAAGCUUGAGCGAGGUUGGAAUUGGAGAUGCCCAGUUUGAGAGCUCCAUCGCCAGACUUACAGCUUCCUGGGCUCCUGUUGCACAAAGCUACUGA
This is a messenger RNA of Myxocyprinus asiaticus (Chinese sucker), 1272 nucleotides long. RefSeq names its product T-box transcription factor T-A-like. The record is from RefSeq and is a predicted model, not a curated record. Lineage: Eukaryota; Metazoa; Chordata; Actinopteri; Cypriniformes; Catostomidae. Bases 1 to 1272 code for a protein of 423 amino acids. Gene Ontology annotation, biological process: regulation of transcription by RNA polymerase II; heart morphogenesis; positive regulation of DNA-templated transcription. The transcript is spliced from 8 exons. Gene Ontology annotation, cellular component: nucleus. Gene Ontology annotation, molecular function: DNA-binding transcription factor activity, RNA polymerase II-specific; RNA polymerase II cis-regulatory region sequence-specific DNA binding.